UACGCCGUAGGGUCUGCGUCGGUGUAACGCGGGACCAUAAAUCAGGCUGUAGUCUGCAGAGCUGCUGGUCCGUCUCUCCGGCCUGGAGAACGUGGUCGGCCACAUCCUCCCUUAGCUUUCACUAGCAGCUCCUCACAUCCUCCCUUAGCUUUCACUAGCAGCUCCUCCGGGAUGUUCCUGGGGGAGCCGGGCAGCUGGCCGCUAACCGCACACACGCAGCACAUGAUUACUUUCAUUAUCGCUGCUAUUUAAGUCCGGAUUUGGGCUCCCUGCAGUGGGAACUUUGAACGCAUUCUGGACAAAAGUGCACGUCAGUGGGUUUGUUGUUCUGUAACGGGGAAUCUACCCUGCUGGACGAGAGCAACUGCCUUGCAGUACACAUUUGGCUGCCAUGAUGCUUGGGUUACAGGGAAAUGCUUCUUCCCCCAAAGUGUAUCGUUGUGUGGCUUGUUCAGCCACUUUCACUGGCCUGGCUUCAUUGCUAGUACAUCAAGCAACCCAUGCAAGUACACUCUCUAAAACCUCCGCCCAGCCUCCAACACAGCCUGAUGUCAGCCUGCAGGAAGCACAGCAUGGAAGUACUGAUUCAGCCAGCGAGCACCGCAGCCCACCAGCUCGUUUGCCUGAGAGCCCUUCACCUUCUUUUUAUAUUUGCGAUUGUGGAGAGGAAUUUCAAAACUUUGGCGUCAUGCUGGAGCAUAAACGCUCACAUGUCCCUCAAAUGCAGUCAUUUCGGCCCUUGGAAGAUAAUACUGCCCUCACUAGUGGAACAGAGAGUGAUAUGGUUUUUUCCACUGCAUCAUUCACCCCUGUAAACCAGACAGAUUCUGCCCUUAGUUGCCCCUCUACUUCCAAGGCUCCAGCUGCUGAAGUACCCACAUUAAAUUCCCUGAAAGAAGAUGUGGCCUUGGAGGACCAUGUUGCCAUGGUAACCUCUCCUCAAGGCCAGUGCACACCCCCUCAAGAUAUCAGUGAGAUAGGACUUGAGAAUGUCUCUACCACUGCAGAGCUGAUACCAGAGACUGCAGAAGACAUGUAUUUGCAGGCAGAAACAUUUUCUGAAAAAAAGGCAGAGAAUUUGCCCAGAAAUAACACCCUAAUGAAGUUGCUGGCCUCGGCAUACAUGAGCCGGAUUCCACCUCGUCCUUCUGAGAAUCAGAGCAAAAAGAAAUUUGUCCCUAAGCAGGAAGUAAUACCAGUUGAUAUAACCUUAGGAGCAAAAGCAGACGUCUCUCAAAUCAAUGAUCUCUCUAUUGCUCACCUGAGACGACUGCUUGCUAAACCUGAUAAAAAGACAAAAGCUCCAUCCAUAGGCAGAAUACUAGAGUCAAGUAGGAAGAGGGUUGUCUCUCUGACCAAAACCUUGUCUCCCGUUGUGGUUCUUGAGACGCGACAAAAGCUCAUGGAUCCAGUUGCCAAAGGCUCUUUUGGGAGAUAUCAGUGUGGUCGCUGUCGUAAAGUGUUUCCAAAUUUAGACAGACUAACGGAGCAUCAUUUUUUGCAUAAAAAAGAAAGGAUUAAAUGUUGUCGACGCUGCAAGCAGCUUAUCAUCGGGCGGUUGCCUUUCCCUGACAAUCAUGUCUGCCCUCACCUGGGACACAAGAAUACACACCCAUCAGGCUCUUUCAUGAGCAAGUUCCCCCCCAAAAUAGUGCCAUUCCACGGUCUCAACAGUGCAAAAAAGGUCUUCUUCUGUCCGUUGUGCAAACACAGCUAUGCACGGCGGUGGAACCUAAAGACACACAGGUGUCAUGGUUCGGCCUCAGCUCCCCAAAGACAUUUCACUCCAUUUCAAAAAAUGUUCACAAUGAGGUCAAAUAGCAUUCCCGGCACUGUUGCUGAUGAAGAUAAAAACGGCUGUCUAAAUUCUAAGAGCGUUGCCGUAGGAACUGAUGUUGGAGGCCAUAUCAAGAUUGAGAUGAGUUCUGCUAAUUCAGAGCAGUCUGCAGCUUCACUAUUGGCCUGGACUCAUCCAGCCAAAACCUUUUCCCCAUUUUCCCUGAAAUCCUUUAUGAAGGAGCCAAAUCCAGAUGUCUCUGUGGCUUCACUCGAGGAAGAAAUAGAAACCAGCUUGGAUGCAGAAUCAAUAGAGGAUGAAGACAGUAAUGAAGGUCAGUGGACAAUGCCCUUGGACGAUGAAAUCCAGGUGCUAAAUUCUGCAGGUAAACCUGAUGAUGAUGGAGAGGUGAAGGCAUCUGGCUCAGCUGAACAUGAAGGGAUGGCACCACAAAGCCUGCGCUAUUUUGUUCAAGAUGGUGUGAAACGCUAUCCUUGCAACAAGUGUCAGAAAACCUACAGUCGAGCCUCAACUUUGAGACGCCAUCUACGACUGUGUGGGUUUAGGCCUCCUGGGUUUGGGAUUGUAGCACGUACCGAUGGUCAGGGUGCCUUUAGACUAAAUGUCAAUAAUGAGAGACCAAUGUUUCCCUGUUUUGUCUGUGGAAAGACUUUUAACCGCAAGGAUAAUAUGAUGGCUCACAGAAAAAAAUGCCAGCUGCAGCGUACGUUAGAUGUAGAACUGGAGGCCGUGCAGCAUAGUUCGUCAGGCAGUGCAGCAACAGACUGUCAGACAGAUGAGGAUGAUCCAGGAAACUGGGGCAUCAUGGCUCUGCCCUCUGUUCUUCCACGGAGGGUGACGUGUGAAUGUGGGGCUGGAUUUACAUCUCCAAAACUUCUUGUGGCGCAUUUGCAGAAGCACGCAAAAGAAUCAUACACAUGUCCAAGCUGUGGAGAGACUGUUGGUUCCUGGGCUGACUAUGAAGUUCACUUGCAGAUCCAUAUGAAUCCUCAUCGCCAGCUGCUGCAGGGAAUAAAAUCUAAUCGACUACUUCAGUUUCAGCCAUCUCAACAGCAGUCGUCUCCAUCCCCUCUCCAGCGUCCUCAGAAAACGUUCCACUCAUUGUAUCUUCCAAACCUAGCUAAAAAGCAGCAGCAGCGGAUUGUAUGCACACGAUGUGGGAACACCUUUGCAACUCGCUGUUCCCUUCGCAGGCACAUUACCUGGAAUCGCUGCAAAGGUGCACGAGCUGCAAAUCAACCCACAAAUGCACCCAAAAGCUUCCGCUGUUCACACUGCAGCUCUGACUUCCCGAACAGCAUCAGUCUAAUAUUCCACCAGAGGAACGGGGCUUGCAAGCCUGCCAUCAAACCUGUUCGUUGCCCUGUUUGUCUUCGCUGGUUUGGUACUGGGGACAGUCUGCAGAAACAUCUGCUCACUCACAGACAGACUGAACAAUAUCGCUGUGACGUCUGUCAGGGUACAUACCCCAACCUUAAAUCCCUCAAAAACCACCGCAGGAGGAUCCAUCGCAUCAUGGCUGGAGACAUUCUGCCCCAAACACCAGAGCCAAUGACUUCUUAAAGGCAAAUAAAUUGAAGUGAUAGAAUCACACACAAUGCGUGAAAUGGGAGUGGUACCUUUACAACCACAGCCCAUCUUAUUAUAAUUGUUUUUCACAUUUGUGAAAAGUAUGUUGUUUUUUACUUUACAGUAGUUACUUCGAACUUGUACAGCUGUAUAAGGUGUUUUUAAACUACUUUUCAGUGUAGUUUUAGCUUGCCACAGCAAAAUUAAAUCAGAAAAGAAGACAAAUAGGCUUUGAUAGGCUGUACAUUUUAAGUUUUCCAAGUUGAUCAUUAAGUUUCUUAGCUUCUCAGCCUUAAGAUGGUUUAGUAUUUGGUAAAUUAAACUUCUUCCACACAGAUAGCGAUGUAACUUGAUGUUGUUCUUGGUGUAAAUAAACAUAUGACAGUGGGACAUGUGUCGUUUCUG
This is a messenger RNA of Cololabis saira (Pacific saury), 3772 nucleotides long. RefSeq names its product zinc finger protein 658B. The record is from RefSeq and is a predicted model, not a curated record. The coding region runs from base 392 to 3361 and encodes 989 amino acids. NCBI's taxonomy places the organism in Eukaryota, Metazoa, Chordata, Actinopteri, Beloniformes, Belonidae. The transcript is spliced from 2 exons.